CUGAAGAAGACCAACACAACAACAUUGCAUGUAUGUUGGUUGCUUCGUUUUAAUGUUUACUUUGCACCCUGUUUUACUUACAUUUACUCAUUAGGUUACUAAAUCUACGACUGCUUUACUUUCAAAUAAUGGGAACAGCAGGUUCCGCUAAAUGGUCUACAGAUGACAUCAGGACGCUUUUGGAUGCAAUGAGUAAAUCCAUAACAGAACGUGAAAAGGGCAAAAUAUGGAACGUCGGCCUGAAGACCUUUGACUGGAAAAAAGUUGCUUUUAGUGAUUUCACUCCUGAAGAGUGCAAUGCCAAGUGGCGAGAGAUAAUGCAGAAGCUCAGAAAAAUGAAAACCCUCUCUGAGCUCAUUGUUGAUGCACAAAAUACUGUUAACAAUGCAGAGAUUGAAUUUCAUAAGAAACCUGUGUCUGCAAAUGCCUUAUUUUUUGCGGAAAAUAAGGAGCUAUUUAAGAAAAAAAAACCUGAUUUGAACAGCCGGGAGCUAAUGAAGGUGGUAAAUGAUAGUUAUAAGAAACUGCCACCUGAAAAAAAGGAAAAAUAUUUGCAGAAAGUUGAGAAGGCAAAAGAAAAAUACCAGGACAGCAUAAAGAAAAUGACUGUCCAUUCAGAAGACCUAAAGAGAAAAAAGGAUUCUGCAAUAGGAGCAAAGGAGCGUACAACGCUUCCAGUGAACGGUUACAAUCUCUUCUGCCGUGAACAGAAGUCUCUUCUUACUGGGGUACCAAACAGAGAGAUAACAUCUGUCUGGUCAAGUCGUUGGAAAGUACUGUCCAAGGAAGAGAAGGAAAUGUAUAGUAAGCGCUGCUUAGAGAUGAAGAGAGAGGCUAAAAAUGUAAAGAUGAAGAGUGAAGCUAAAAAUGUAAAGAGAGGAAAACAGACAUUCCCUGGGGAGCCAAAAAUGCCAGCUAGAUCUGCUUGUUCACUUUACUGCAAGAGCCAAAUGAACAAAAUGAAGGGGCAAGUAAAAAGGGCCAGGGACCGCUUUGCUAUGGCCAGCCAUGAGUUUAAGACUCUUUCCCAACAAGAGAAAGAUCAAUAUCAAACAAUAAUUGAAAACAACUUUAGCAUGUAUGAAGAACAGCUCCAGAGAUGGUUUAAGACAUUGGAACCAAACCAACAGCAGGAAUAUUGUGAAUGUAACCCAAGUAAAAUAAAAUACCUCAGAAGUAAAAGGCACUUGAGAACACCACUUCACCGUACAUCGGAUUCAGAAGAUGAAGACUGGGAAGAUAGCAGCUGCAGUGACAAUGAUGAUGAUAACAUUGAUGAGGUUGUCAUACAAGACGAAGAAGAGGAAACCCCCAUGUUUGAUCUAUUUUAAGAGAGAAGCAAUAAGCAGAAACCUCUGGGUCCGAAGCUGAUGCAGUGUGUUGGCCUUAUGUAUAUUUAUAUUAUAUAAUGACGUAGGUCUAUUUUUCUUAAUAAUAAUAAAAAUAA
Boleophthalmus pectinirostris (great blue-spotted mudskipper) is the source of this 1447-nucleotide messenger RNA. Its product is annotated as nucleolar transcription factor 1-like. Lineage: Eukaryota; Metazoa; Chordata; Actinopteri; Gobiiformes; Gobiidae. The coding region runs from base 129 to 1331 and encodes 400 amino acids. The record is from RefSeq and is a predicted model, not a curated record. The transcript has 16 exons.